This is a messenger RNA of Tripterygium wilfordii, 802 nucleotides long. Its product is annotated as nuclear transcription factor Y subunit B-5-like. Gene Ontology annotation, molecular function: RNA polymerase II cis-regulatory region sequence-specific DNA binding; protein heterodimerization activity; DNA-binding transcription activator activity, RNA polymerase II-specific. The coding region runs from base 106 to 555 and encodes 149 amino acids. Gene Ontology annotation, biological process: regulation of transcription by RNA polymerase II. The transcript has a single exon. The record is from RefSeq and is a predicted model, not a curated record. Gene Ontology annotation, cellular component: CCAAT-binding factor complex; nucleus. NCBI's taxonomy places the organism in Eukaryota, Viridiplantae, Streptophyta, Magnoliopsida, Celastrales, Celastraceae.
UGUACUAUAGAGACACUUCUAUAUAUAUCAGAUCUUGGAGCAACGUGUCUGUGUUUGACAAGGAUAUAUAUAUAUAUAUAUCAUACACACUUUCUCUUUAUAGACAUGGUUGAUAACCUAGGCAACAAUUCAUCAGACAAACACGUCCAGAUCAACUACAACUUUGGAGGAGCAACCACCUCCUCAGGUGGCUCAGCUGAUCAUGAUUAUCGCUAUGAACCAUCAUCACUACUCAUCAAGGAACAAGACAGGUUGCUUCCAAUCGCCAACGUUGGGCGGAUCAUGAAGAAAUUUCUGCCUCCAAAUGCUAAGAUAUCCAAGGAAGCUAAAGAGACCAUGCAAGAAUGUGCGUCUGAGUUCAUAAGCUUUGUCACCGGAGAGGCAUCUGAUAAGUGUCACAAGGAGAAGCGAAAGACCGUCAAUGGCGACGACGUUUGUUCGGCGCUGGCUACGCUUGGAUUCGACGAUUAUGCUGAGCCAUUGAAGAGGUAUUUGCACAAGUAUAGGGAUUUUGACGGGGAGAGAGCAAAUAAAAACAAGGGGAUGAUGUCAUAAAUUAAAGUAUAAAGAGAACUAUAUACAUGCUUUAAUUUUGGGGGAAGAACUAGAAGCCGAAGGGGGGUGUUCUAAUCUUGUUUGUAGAUUGUGUUGGCAUAAAAACCUUGGGGUUUGUCUUCUGAUUGGGUGUUGUUAGUUUAACAAGUUUGUGAAAUUUCACUUCGAGUUUGUGUUUUCACUUCAAUUUAACGAGAUUUGUCGAGAGGAGAUUCAUAUAUAGGAUAAGAUGGCUAUUUCUUUUCUA